AUGUCUCAAAUCGAAAACUCAGCGCAGACUGGUUCUUCGGAGCCUUACACAAUCUUUACAGCUCCUCAAAAAGCCUUCAUUGUCACCACAGUUUCGUUCGCAGCUACUCUUUCCGGCUUUGCAUCGAACAUAUACUUUCCCGCUCUGCCUCAAGUCGCCAAUGACUUAUCAGUUAGCACCACUCUGGUUAACCUCACUGUGACAUGCUAUUUGAUAUUUCAAGGCCUGUCACCUACUCUCUGGGGGUCGUUGGCCGAUACCAAAGGCCGCCGCGUUACCUACUUGUGCACGCUCGUCAUCUUUCUUGGAGCAUGUAUAGGACUGGCGGAGACGCGGAGCUACGCGCAGCUGCUGGUACUUCGCUGUGUCCAAAGUACCGGGAGUGCCAGCACCAUUGCACUAGGGGCCGGAGUCAUUGGGGACAUUACAAAGAGGGAAGAAAGGGGUGGAUAUAUGGGUGUCUUCCAAGGCGGACUUUUGAUGCCAGUCGCCAUCGGUCCGGUGAUUGGUGGCGUGCUAGCGGACAAGUUGGGGUGGAGAUCAGUAUUUUGGUUUCUGACGAUCUAUGGCGGGGUUUGUGUGCUCGUUAUUGUGCUGAUCCUGCCUGAGACACUGAGAUCAAUGGUCGGGAAUGGAUCGGAAGAACCAAAGGGAUGUGCAAUAUCCCUUCUUGCUCUUUAUCAGCGAAAGAAGCAUCUCAGACAAAGCAUUACCCCUUCCACAGAGGGUGAGAAACCGGCGACGAAACACAUUGACUUCAUGGGCCCAGCAAAGAUCCUAUUGCAUUGGAACACCUUUUGUGCGAUAUUCUACGUGGCGAUCCACUAUACAGCGUGGCAAAUGAUUCUCACGGCCGUAUCCACGCUCGUCCAACAGAAAUACCACACAUCAGAGAUUCAAGUUGGCCUAAUCUUCCUUGCCAAUGGAGCAGGAUCCAUCAUCGGAACCGUUCUGGUCGGCAAAUUCCUCGACUAUGACUACAAGCGGAUUUUGCGCAAAUAUGGCGGUGAUGAACAGCGCAUACCCAUCGAAAAGGCUCGGCUGAGGACGGUGUGGAUUUGGAGCGCACUCGAAUGUGUCUCCGUUCUGGUUUUUGGGUGGACCGUCAACCAAGGCGUCCAUAUUUCCGUUCCAAUCAUCUGCUUUUUCGUCCUCGGUUGGGCGGCCAUUUCACUCCAAAGCGUGAUUUCGACCUACCUCGUCGACAUACACCAUACCCAGAGCGCUUCUGCCAUGGCUGCCCUCAACCUUGUCCGUUGCUUGCUAGGAGCUGGUGGAACUGCUGUGGUCGGGCCUCUGAUCAGCAGUGUCCAUGUUGGUUGGGCUUUUACCUUGUUGACAGGUGUCAUGCUCUUCCUGGGAGGUCUUGUUGUGGUUCAAUUCAUGUUUGGGAAUGGCUGGAAGCGGAAAUUCAAGCGGAAUGCACCGAGCGAAAUGGAAGAACAAAAUGCUUGA
This is a messenger RNA of Cladophialophora psammophila CBS 110553, 1455 nucleotides long. RefSeq lists its product as uncharacterized. Gene Ontology annotation, molecular function: transmembrane transporter activity. NCBI's taxonomy places the organism in Eukaryota, Fungi, Ascomycota, Eurotiomycetes, Chaetothyriales, Herpotrichiellaceae. The transcript has a single exon. Gene Ontology annotation, biological process: transmembrane transport. The coding region runs from base 1 to 1455 and encodes 484 amino acids. The record is from RefSeq and is a predicted model, not a curated record.